Messenger RNA from Heterotrigona itama, 12748 nucleotides. Lineage: Eukaryota; Metazoa; Arthropoda; Insecta; Hymenoptera; Apidae. The record is from the annotation of a GenBank genome assembly.
AUGUCAAGAAUACUGGAACAAUAUCACUCUAUGUUUCUCUAUGUGAAUUAUCUAUCUUUGGAUAGCGAAGAUGGCUAUACAAGGUGUUACAGAGAAUUAUUUUUAGCUGUAAGUACCCUAAUGCAGUACCUGAUAAUAUACAAGAUAUGCAUAAUAUGUUACAAGCUAUUUUUCCUGAAAAUAUUACCAAUAUCGAAUUGAAAUUUUGGAUAUAUUGAAUCUUGGCUAAAAUAGAUGAGCUUCCUAUGAAUGGAAAGGACAAUCCUUAAUUUUUUAAAACGUAAUGUUAAUUCGUCUUCCGAACGUCUUCCGUUAUUCCAAAAGAUAUUUUUUAUUCAUAUUUAUUUAUUUAUUUAUAUUUUUAUCGUAUCUUUACUAUUCUUGGGAAUCAUUGAUGCAUAAACGUUUUUUAUUCUUCUCAUCGUAUUGUCUUUCGAUGUAGGCAGCACAAUUAUUCCAUGACAAUAAAUGUAUGAUUUUUUUAGAGGAAAAGUUUUAUCAAUUCGUAAAUCCCAGACACGGUUUACAUUCCACUAAUGACCUAUAUUAUUUCGUCGAAUUCAUUUUAUCAAGUAAGAUUUCAGUUAUCGGUUAUCCGCUUCCUUUUGGAGGUAGCUAUAUAAAAGAAGAAUUGUUUUAAUUUGUUUAUUUUGCGACGCAAGAGUACUCAAUAGCGUUUAUGUUAGCGUUUCUUUUUAAUGAACACAUAAAAACAUAUACUUCAGCAUGGUGCUGUGGAUAACGUUUUUUAACAUUGUUGUAAUUACUACCAUCUGUAAUCAAUUAAUAGCUGGUGAUGAUCUGUUGAAUUCUUCUGAAAUAGCAGACACUACUAUUCCAUUGAAUGAUUAUCCAAAACAAGUCUAUGAAGGUGUGAAGGGGAGAAAGAAAUCAUCUUUCUUUCCUGGAGGUUGCAGCAAACAACCGAAUGCACCUUUAAAUGGAGAAAUAAGGUGCUCCGUGGACAGCGGAUGUAUUGCAACUUGUAAACAUGAUUAUGAAUUUCCCAAUGGGAUGACAAAGUUAGCUGUAACGUGCACAAACAAGGAAUGGCAUAUCUAUGAUACAGAUUGGGAUUCUAUACCUCACUGUGAACCAAUUUGUAUACCAGAAUGCUUAAACAACGGAAUUUGUGUCGCACCCCAUCAAUGCGAUUGCCCUGGAGACUUCACUGGACCGCAAUGUCAAUUUGAGAAGAAACCAUGCCUAAAUUUCCCUGCUCUGGUGCUUAAUGCACAUAAAAAGUGCAACUCACAAUCGUGUACCGUAUCCUGCAUGAAGAACUUCACGUUCCCGGAUGGCACCUCCGUCACUAAUCUCAUGUGCAAGAAUGGAAAUUGGGAGCCCACUAGAAAAGACUGGGUCUCCAUACCUAAUUGUGAACCUGCUGAUACUUGCAAUGAAGAGAAAAUGGGUUUCAACGGAGCCUUCUUUUGUUCAAGCGUUGAUGAUACUUAUUCCUGUACUAUAAAUUGUCCCGCUGGAGUAGAAUUCGAGUUUCCCCCAGUCGCCACGUACGUUUGCAACUAUGAAACAGGUGUUUUUGCGCCGCAGCCAAUUCCUCAAUGUAAAUACGACAACAAUAUGAAUGUAAUUUCCUUGGGAGCUAUGUACAACUCCUACGUUAAGGAGACUAAUCAUACUUGGACCUAUCAGGACAUCUUCAAGUCUUAUACGAACGAAUUAUCACUUCAAGGCAAUUAUGGAAUCACGCAACAUUAUAGCAAUCAUGAAUCUAACAUGAUGCUCAAUCCAUUGAAGAAUAACGUACUGUUUAUCGAGGAAAAGAGACCAGUUCCGGAAACGUGUUUCACAUGGAGCGGAGUACAUUACAAGACUUUUGACGACAGUGUUUUCAGCUUCAGCAGUGAAUGUUCUCAUAUCUUGGUGCAAGAGGCGCAGAACAGACUGUUCACUAUAACUGUGGAGAAUAGCCCAACUUGCAAAGAUCAGAACUGUUUUAGGAUCGUCAGAAUUUACAUCCAGGAUAAGGAAUACAUUCUACUGCGAAACGAAGACGGCGUACCAGAGUUUAGAACCAAAAAGCACCGGCUUCCAAUUCCAGCGCAGCUCUCUGCAUUGAGAGCUGAAACGUCUGCACACUUCAUCGUGGUAACUAUGGAUUCUUUGGGGGUUCGGUUGAAAUGGGAUGGAGCUCUCCUGUUACAAGUCGAAGCCGCAGAAAAUCUGUGGAACAAGACGAUCGGUCUGUGCGGUAACAUGAACGGCAAUAAACGCGACGAUUUAAUGAGCAAGAAUGGAGAGCAUACUAAAAGUGUCGCGUCGUUUGCUACUUCUUGGCGAACGGAAGAUAUCGGAGAAACAUGCGACGAAUAUCCAAACACUAAGCAUUCCUGUGAAUCCGAUUCAUUGAUUACCAAAGAUGCCAUUGAAUUUUGUGCAAAAUUAUUUUCUGACCGCCGAUUCAAAGCUUGCGCCAGUACAAUUAACGUUGAUGAGCUGCAAACAGCUUGUCUCUCGGAUUACUGCUCUUGUUUGGACAUUGACAGAAAAAAAUGUGCUUGCGACACUAUAAAUGUAUAUAUCAGACAGUGUGCUCACAAGAAAGUUGUGUCCCUGUCUGGUUGGAGGAAUUUUGACACCUGUCCCAUGACAUGUAGCAAUGGACGAGUGUACAUGCCGUGUGGUCCAAAAGUGGAAUCAUCUUGUUGGACAGAAGAAGAGAAAAAGCUAAAUGCAGAGGAUUGCGAAGAGGGCUGUUUCUGUCCAGAAGGAACGGUAGCUUAUGAAGGAAGGUGUGUUCAACCUGACGAGUGCCCUUGCAAGCUACGUGGAAAAUUAUUUCAGCCUGGGAACAAUGUACAAAAAGAUUGCAACACUUGCACGUGUUCCUCUGGAAAAUGGAUAUGCACCCAAGCAAGAUGCAGUGCUAGAUGUGCUGUCGUCGGUGAUCCCCAUUACGUUACUUUCGAUGGGAAGCAUUAUGACUUUAUGGGGAAAUGCAAGUAUUAUUUGAUGAAGGGUGAUGAUUACAGCAUCGAAGGUGAAAAUGUUCCCUGUUCUGGUGCAAUAUCGGAGAAAAUGGGACUCGUUUCUUCCGACGUACCAUCUUGUACGAAAACUAUCAGGAUCAAUUACAAAGGUACUAUUCUGAAGUUGAAGCAACAUAGACAAGUAUUGAUCAAUGGAGAUGACUUAACAAUGUUUCCUACAUUUACUCACGGAAUCAGGAUACGUAUUGCAAGCAGUAUAUUUAUGAUUGUUCAAUUGCCGAACGGUCUAGAGAUAUGGUGGGACGGGAUUUCUCGCGUUUACAUCAACGCUCCUCCAGAAUUUCAUGGCAAUACAAGGGGACUUUGCGGCACGUUCUCUGAGAAUCAGAAGGAUGAUUUUAUCACGCCAGAGGGUGACAUUGAAAGCACGGCAAUUGCCUUUGCUAACAAAUGGAAGUGUGACGGGUUUUGUCCCGAUAUUCCAGAUAAAGAAUCGGAUCAUCCUUGUGAUCUUAAUCCACAGAAACGAGCUACUGCGAAGCAAUAUUGUUCAUAUUUAUAUAGCGACAUCUUUGCUGACUGCCACUGGUACGUAGAUCCAGAUACAUUCUACAAAGACUGUUUAUACGAUAUGUGUUCCUGUAAAGUUGAACUUGAAUCUUGUCUUUGUCCCAUGUUGGCUGCAUAUGCCAAAGACUGUACAGCUGCCGGAAUAAAGCUUUCAUGGCAUCAGAAUGUAGAGGAAUGUAAAAUUCAUUGUCCACGAAAUCAAGUGUAUCAAAUUUGUGGAAAUAGUUGCACCAGGUCUUGCGGAGACAUAUCUUCUUAUCAGAACUGCAAACAGGAGUGCAUAGAAGGAUGUAACUGUCCAGAGGGAGAAACGUUGGAUAUCCACGGGGAGUGCAUUCCAAUUGGACAGUGUCCAUGCACUUAUGGCGGAUUGGAGUUUAGCCCAGGGCAUAAAGAAGUCAGACCUGGGAACAAAGCUCUUGAACUUUGUACCUGUACAGGUGGAAUUUGGAACUGUCGGGAAGCUACACCGAACGAGAUUAGAGAGUAUCCAGCAGCCAAGGACCUAUUGACCUCGUGUGUGGCAAGCAAUAAUCAGGAAGUUACAGAGUGUGCACCAACAGAGCCUAGAACUUGUCGCAAUAUGCAUAAACCAAUCCAAAAACCACUGAUCUGCAAAUCUGGCUGUAUUUGCAAACCUGGUUACGUUUUGAACGAACCAAAUGGCAAUUGUAUCAAACAGGAAUCUUGUCCGUGUCAUCAUGGAGGUCAGAGCUACGAGGAAGAAUCUGUUAUACAAAAUGACUGCAAUACUUGUAAAUGCAUCAAUGGAACGUGGAAAUGCACUGAUAGAACAUGCGCAGGUGUCUGUUCUGCUUGGGGAGACUCCCAUUACAAGACAUUUGAUGGAAAACUUUAUAACUUCGAGGGAGUAUGCGAUUACGUUCUUGCGAAGGGUUCCUUGAGUCAGGAUGAUUGUUUCGAUGUGUCUAUUCAGAAUGUUCCUUGUGGAACAACCGGAGUGUCGUGCUCCAAAUCAAUCACUCUUACUGUCGGAAAUGGCCUAUCUUCAGAGAGAAUUGUCUUGACCAGAGGAAAGGAACUUCCAACAGAUAAUUUCAAGAGAAUGGCCAUAAGAACAGCUGGGCUAUUUGUAUUUGUUGAUGUGCCAGACAUGGGAUUGACUGUACAAUGGGAUAAAGGGACCAGAGUAUAUAUAAGACUAGAGCCUAGCUGGCAGGGACGCAUGAAAGGGCUCUGUGGUGAUUACAACAAUAAUAGCGAGGAUGAUUUCAAAACACCUUCAGGCGGAAUCUCAGAAGUAUCUGCUAAUCUAUUUGGAGAUUCCUGGAAGAAGAAUGAGUUCUGUGCUGAGCCUAAAGACGUCGUAGAUCCUUGUAUACAACAUCCGGAGAGAAAUCUAUGGGCUGUGCAGGAAUGUGGAAUAUUAAAAUCACCAAUUUUCCAACCUUGCCACUCCGAGGUUGAGGUGGAGAGCUAUUUGCGCAACUGUGUAUUCGAUACUUGCAGUUGUGAUACAGGCGGAGAUUGCAGUUGUCUUUGCACUGCCUUGGCAGCAUAUGCCCAAGAAUGCAAUACAAAGGGGGUUCCCAUAAAAUGGCGUAGUCAAGAACUCUGUCCCAUACAAUGUGACGAAAAAUGUAGCUCGUACUCUCCUUGCAUUACAACAUGUCCUCGCAAAACUUGCGAUAAUCUCAUGACACUGAAGGAUAAGACUCAUUUGUGUUCCCAAGAUACUUGUGUUGAAGGAUGCUUUGUGAAAUCUUGCCCACAGAAUCAAGUGUACAGCAAUGACAGUUACACGGAAUGUGUUCCCAAAGAAACUUGCAAAACACCUUGUACCGAGAUCAAUGGGAUAAUUUACUACGAGGGUGACAGCGUGAAGAGCGACGACUGUCAGACGUGUUACUGCAGUCGUGGGAAAGUAUUGUGCAAAGGAGAACCUUGUACAAGUGUCACUGUAUCAAGUGUUACCGUACCACUAGAGGAACCACAGAAAUGCGUAAAUGGCUGGACUGCUUGGAUAAAUCAGGAUCCAGCAAUUAAAGGGAAGAAAUUUGAAGACAUCGAACCUUUACCUUCAUCCUUAGAAUUGAUAAACGUUAAGGGGUAUGGUGUAUGUGACAAGAAGGAAAUGGUCGAUAUAAAAUGUAGAUCGGUGAAUGAUCAUUUCACGCCGAAAGAAACUGGUUUAGAUGUAGAAUGCAGUUUGGAACGUGGUCUUUAUUGCCAAUCUCAAUCUGGUCUUCCUUGCAUCGAUUUUGAAAUUAGUGUUUUGUGUCGAUGUCCAGUAAUUACUACAGAAGGACCAGAAAUACCAAGUACGACAAAAGCUUCGUACGAGCAAUGUGAUAUGGAGCAUCUAUAUAAGUCUCAUUCUACAAACUGUCAUCUAUUUUAUCAAUGUACUCCUGGACUCAAUGGCAAUGAGUUUGUAGAGAAAUCGUGCGGAGAAAUGUUUUACAAUCCUCAGGCACAGGUCUGUGAUUGGCCAGUUAAUGUCAUAUCAAUAAGACCAGAGUGUGGAACAGUGGAACAGAAGACAACGCCAAAUAGAGUUGAAUGGACGAGUGACCAUGUCAAAUACAACAGCACCACAUUGAGUACCUUGGCGAAGGAUAUUCUAACUACUAAAGUGUGCAAAGAGGGUGAAAUGUGGAGCGACUGCGCUAUCAAUUGCAACAAGGCUUGUGAUUAUUAUAGGUACAUCUUGGUGAAAGAAGGAAAAUGCGAUGGCAUUUCUGAUUGUAUACCAGGGUGCGUUCCACUGAGUAAACUACAGUGUCAAUUAAAUGAAUUCUGGAGGGACGCGUUCACUUGCGUGGACGAGAGAGACUGUACUUGCAGAUCUCACGAUGGAUAUGCGGUUAUUUCUGGCGCUGUUCUGAAAGAAUCAGAAUGUGAAAUCUGCCAGUGCAUAAAUAACUAUUACACCUGUGACAAAUCAUUGUGUGCCACUGUAACAAACAAAGUAACUACAGAAAAAUUAGUCACACAACCAUUAACAGAAACAACUACAGAAAAAUUAGUCACACAACUAUUAACAGAAACAACUACCGAAAAAUUAGUUACACAACCAUUGACAGAAGCAACUACUAAAAAAUUAGUUACACAACCAUUGACAGAAGCAACUACCAAAAAAUUAGUUACACAACCAUUGACAGAAGCAACUACUGAAAAAUUAAUUACACAACCAUUCACAGAAGCAACUACUUUUUCCAUUUCAUCUUCGACUGUCAGUCAUACAAUUGUAAUACCAAGCACUGUUAGCCCACCAGCUUAUUGUGUCAGCAACAAUUUUAUUCCCUUGAUACAGUAUUUGAACGAUCAAGUUUCUUUCGAUGCCAGUAGUAUUAAAGGUCCCAAGUUUCAAUCAGAAAAUGUAUUAUUGAAUGGAAACACUGGAUUUUGGGAGCCUGAAUAUACCACUACUGACCAAUGGUUGGACAUAAAGUUCCAAAAGCCAGAGUCCAUCUAUGGAAUUGUCGUCCAAGGAAAUGCGAUGGAAAAUAAAUUCGUAACUAGCUACAAAGUACUAUUUUCAGAAAAUGGUCACACGUUUUCGUACGUUGCGGAUGAUAAAAAAGAGCCGCAAGUAUUCAGAGGACCUGUGGAUGAGUUUAAGCCUGUCGAACAAAAGUUUUACGAGCCUAUCGAAGCCAAGGUGGUUCGAGUUAAUCCACUAUCCUGGCACAAUGGUAUAGCCAUGAAAGUAGAAUUGCUUGGUUGUCAAGAAAUGGUGACCACCACUGUACCUGUGACAGAAAGUGUUCCAGCAACAACUACAAUGAUUACAGAAAAAAUCAUAACACCAGUGUGUGAUGAUCCAAUGGGGCUGGACAAUGGUUUAAUUUUCUCUGAACAAAUCUCUGUAUCCUCUUCUUCUACUGAUUUAUUACCGAACUUGAAGUUGUCGUCCUCGAGUGUCUGGCAUCCGAAAUUGGACAAUCCACAUCAAUUCGUAAAGAUCGACUUUCUGGAGCCUCGUAAUUUAACUGGAGUGGCUACCAAGGGUGGCGAGAAUACUUGGACGACGGUUUACAAAGUGUUUUACAGUUACAACGACGAUUAUCGAUGGAAUCCAGUCGUGGAUGAAAAUGGCUCCGAAAGAGAAUUCUUGGGCAACUUUGACUCUGACACAGUCAAGAAGAACUACUUCGAUAAACCAUUGAAUGCGAGAUAUUUGAAAGUGCAACCGAUUAAGUGGCACAAUCAGAUCGGUCUGAAACUUGAAGUUCUUGGUUGCUUCUUACCUUAUCAUCGAGUCGAAGUGACCACUGAGAAAUUGGAAACGACAGAGCCAAUAACAGAGCUAAUAACAGAACAGCCGUUCAAAAAAUGCAAUGUCUGCGAAGGAGUGCAAAAUGAAAACAAAAUUGAUUGCAAAUGCACUGAAUCACUCUGGUGGAAUGGAGAUACUUGUGUUGCCAAGCAGGAAUGUCCUUGUAUAGUUGGACAUAUUCCAUACAAUGUUGGUGUAGUUUACAUCGAUGAAAAUUGUCAAGAAUGCACAUGUACCUUGGGUGGCGUCUCUUUCUGUCAGCCAAUAAAGUGUGAUCCUUGCGAACUGCCAAAAAUGAGACCAGUGGUCAACGAACUGUGCAACUGUUUGUGCAAACCUUGUCCAAAUGGCACGCUUCACUGCCCGACCAGUGACGUUUGCAUCGAUGAGGAUUUAUGGUGCAACGGAGUUCAGGAUUGUCCAGACGACGAAAAAAAUUGUUCACAGACUACUGAAGAAACUACUGUAAUGAAAAUAGAAACUACGACUCCAACUGCAGUUCCAAUUGUGUGCGAAGAUCCUAUAUGUCCAGUAGGAUACAAAACAGUCUUAAAAAUACCUAAAGAAUCACAGUACUAUACUAGACCCCAUGCGAGAGAAGGAGUGAAAUCUUUUCGCAAGAAUUCAUCAAGGAGGAAAGGACUAAGGAAAUCUAUGCAUCAUCAUUUGAAACAUAGUGAAAAGCUUGAAAUUGAAAAGGAAUGUGUACAAUUCAUUUGCGUGCCUGUGAAGCCACCAGUUUUCAAUCCGACUCAACACGAGACCUGUCCAAAGGUGUCUUGUCCACCAGGUUACACAGUUGUUUAUGAGAAAAUGAGCAUGUAUAAGCUUCAGAAGUGUCCCAAAUACAGCUGUAAGCCUCCACCGCCGACAGAAGUUGUUUGUAACGUGACAGGAAGAACGUUCAAUACCUUUGAUAAACUAGAGUACAAAUAUGAUAUCUGCAAUCACAUUUUGGCAAGAGAUAUGUUUACCAAUAAGUGGUACAUCACACUGGAGAAACAAUGCGACUCGCAUACUGGCCAAUGUAUUAAAGUUUUGGCAGUGGCUUUGGACGCAGAUCUAGUCAUUCUGUACCCUGAUAUGCACGUGGACAUUAACGAAUACAGCUUCACACCAAAGCAGAUAGCCAGAAUCAGUAACAAGUUUCCUACUUUCAAAAUAGCGAACAUAGGAGAUAUCACGUACUUGGUGUCCAACUAUUACGGAUUCUGGGUGAUAUGGGAUAGCAGUUCGAACGUGAAGAUAGGAAUCUCCACAAAAUUGGCUCGUCAGGUAGACGGUUUGUGCGGAUACUUCGACGGAUACUCUAUGAAUGAUAAACAAUUGCCUGACGGGAAUCAAGCUCGAAGCACUUUAGAAUUUGGAAACAGUUGGGCCAUGGAAGGCGUUCCGGAAUGUGAUCCACAGGUUUGCCCAUACGACUUGCAAACGGAGAGCUGGAACAUCUGUAAUCUAGUGAAGGACACCUCGCUGGUUGAAUGCUCGAGCACUGUGAAUUUGGAGAAAUUUAUAUCCGGCUGUGUAGAGAAUACGUGCAACUGUCUGCGCAGUAACUUCACGUACGAUGACUGUCGUUGUCGCUUAUUAACCAGUUUUGUCAGCGAGUGCCAAGCUUGUGACUUGAAUGUAGAUCUGUCUACUUGGAGGAGCACGCAUGACUGUCCAGCAUCUUGCACUCCGCCUUUUGUUCACAAAGACUGCUUCAGAAACAAGUGUGAGACCAGUUGCGAGAGCCUGCGACAAAUAGAUCCCUGUCCAGUGAUGCAAGGGAUAUGUUUCUCUGGCUGCUUCUGCCCGGAGGGAACAGUGCGCAACGGGGACGAGUGUGUACCCCCUACGCAUUGCAAAGACUGCGUUUGCGAGUGGCUAGGGAACUCCAAGUUUAUCACCUUCGACAGGAAGAACAUCAAAUUCGACGGGAACUGCACAUACGUUCUUUCUAGAGACGUCGUUGAAAACAUAAAGGGAAACGAAGGGUACACUUAUCAAGUCUUAGUGUCAAAUAGAAUUUGCGACAGCGGGAUAUGCACCGAGGCAGUCAUAGUUCUCUAUCAAAGUCACGUAGUUAAGAUCAAAGAGGAUGUGCCUACUCAGGAGUUCGACGUGGAACUCGAUGGCUCAAAGGUGUACAAGUUCCCCUUCAAUACGUCUUGGUUGACCCUGGAACAAACGCCAUCGAAGAAGAUGCAGUUGCUGAUACCUUCAAUUCAGUUGGAGAUCACUGGCUAUCAGCCGAACUUCGCAUUUAGUUUGACCGUUCCCUCGCACAUCUUUGGAGGUGCUAUGGAAGGUCUUUGUGGCAAUUGCAACGAAGAACCAGACGAUGAUUUGAAGCAAUCUGAUGGCCAGAUUACGGACAGUAUGCAAGAUUUUGGUGCAAGCUGGUUGGUCACAAAACCACCAAAUAAUGUUGACAUAGACACGAGUGCAUGUGUCUUCAACAAUGAGAGCAAAUGCGUUCUACCGCCAGCCGAUCGAGAUCCAUGCAGGAAAUUAUUGGACGCAAUGGACUUUGGCACGUGUCACAGUCUUGUUGAUCCAAUGCCGUACUUCAUGGCUUGUCAAGACAGUAUGUGUUCCGGAGGAGGCUACUGCGACAGCUUCGAAGCGUAUUCGAGGAAAUGUCAGCAAACGGGCGUCUGUCUAAUCUGGAGGAGCAGCGAAAUGUGUCCUUACGUUUGCCCGCCGCACUUGGAGUAUCAACCUUGUGGAUCUGCUUGUAAAGAAACUUGCGACACAAUCAACGAGAUCAGUGACGCUGCGUGUUCGAGGAAUUACGAAGAAGGUUGUUUCUGUCCUCAGAACCUCGUCUUCCUUAACGAAACUUGCAUUCCAAAGGAAAAAUGCUUGUUGUGCGACGAAGAUGGGCACGUCGAAGGUAAUACGUGGUUCCCAGAUGCUUGCACCAGAUGCACUUGUAGUAAAAAGGUUAUCAGUUGCGAGAGAACCGAGUGCCCGGCAGUGGACACUAUCUGCGAAGAGAACAUGGCACCUGUGGCCGUUAAUGGAACACAAGAAGACUGUUGCGUUAAAUACAUUUGCGUUCCAAAGUCGGUGACCACCGUGGCACCCUUAUGCACCGAGGAGUCUCAAAUUCCCGAGUGUGGCUACGGACAGGUCACAAAAAUAUCCACAGAUUCCUACGGAUGCAAGAAAUUCAUCUGCGAGUGUGUACCACCUGAAGAAUGUCCUGUUCUCAACGACGUCACGCCAGAAGUCGAGGAGUUAGAACCUGGCUUCGUGCAGGUGACGAAUACCUCUGGCUGUUGUCCAAAAUCUAUGGCUAUCUGCGAUCCUAAAACUUGCCCCUCAGUACCAUCUUGUCCAGAAUAUCACGAGUUGAAGACUGAUACGAAGCGGGACGCUUGUUGCGCCACGUACGAGUGCGUACCACCAAAGGAUUUAUGCCUGUAUAACGUCGAAUCGCAGAGUAAGAUUGAAAUGUCGGAACACAUAGUAGCAAAGAAACUCGGGGAACAGUGGACGGAUGGAAAGUGCAUUUCUUGCAUUUGCGAGCCUUCCGAGAAGGGGCCCAAGCCAAAGUGCUUCACCACAGAGUGUCUCAGAGCAGUAGAUCACCCAGAUGUAUUUGACUUCGUCGUGGAGGAGGUUCUCGUAAAGGAUAGAUGUUGUCCUAGUUUCGAGAGAACAGCUUGCAAGGAUGGAGACAAGAUUUACGAGGUUGACGACGUCUGGCAACCAAAUCUCGAAGACAGUUGCACCAUGGUAAAAUGUAUCAGGGACGAGAACGGAGUGGAGAAACAGGUGCAGGUGCAAGAAUGCGUGACUGCGUGUGAUCCUGGCUUUGAAUAUCAGCCGACGGAUAACAGAAGCACCGCUUGCUGCGGACGAUGCGUGCCAGUAGCUUGUGUGGUCAACGACAGAGUGAUAAAUGUAGGAGAAGAGUUACUCUCUCCUGAUUUUUGCACCAAGUAUUCUUGCCAGUCCAACAACGAGCGUGUCUACGUGGAAUCUCUUACAGAAAAAUGUCCAGAGAUAGACGCUCGAGACGCGGCUGAAUUUGAGAUAGAAAAGCGGAAUAUCCCAGGCCAGUGUUGCCCGCAGUUUGUUAAAGUCGCGUGUCGUCAUAACGGCACCGUGUACAGGCCUGGAGAGAAAUGGAAAUCGUUGGAUGACAAAUGUGUCACGGAGGUCUGCAUGCUGGACGACACCGUGACAAAAUACAAGGACACAGAAGUUUGCAACAAAAAUUGCUCCGUUGGCUGGGUGUACGAGGAGAAUGAGACUGAAUGUUGUGGAAAAUGCAAGCAGGCUUACUGCGUCGUCGGGGACACGUUGUACAAGCCUGAUGCAACCUGGUCCUCCGCUGAUAAUUGCACCUCGUUUUCUUGCAUGGCUCAGAGGGAUCAACUAGUCGUCAGCAGCAGUUCUGUGGUCUGCCCUGACGUAACCCAUUGUCCACCGACCUCGAUUUACGUACAAAACUGCUGCAAGAUGUGCAAUUUCACGGCGCAUAAUCAGAAAGUUGACUCUUGCGCUGCUGAUGUCUUGGAGCUGCAAAGCACCAUCGGUAUAUUCAGCAUCAAGCAUCGAGGACACGGCGUUUGCAAGAAUUUGGAGCCCAUCGACGGAGUCACCGAGUGCCGUGGCAAAUGUGAAUCCAGUACCUACUUCGACACAGACAAUUGGAAUCAGGUACUCAAUUGCCAAUGCUGUCAACCAACGGAGUUUAAGCCUCUGAUUGUCCAAUUGACUUGUGAAAACUAUCGAACGUUCAAGAAACAAAUCGCUGUGCCAGUCUCUUGCACUUGCUCAGCCUGCACGUCGGGUGGGACUGGUUACAAAGGAAGAAAAGGCGGAGUAAAGGGUUAGAGACUUAGAAUGCUAAUUAUCAUAAUUGCUGUAAUUGAUAUAUAAACGCAAGCUUCAAAAUAGACUCAAGAAUACAAAAAUAUUAUUCGUUGACUUUAUUAAUGAAUUCAUAUAUGUAUGUGUAUACAUAUACAUAUAUAUAUAU